Messenger RNA from Helianthus annuus (common sunflower), 1306 nucleotides. RefSeq names its product RNA demethylase ALKBH10B. Lineage: Eukaryota; Viridiplantae; Streptophyta; Magnoliopsida; Asterales; Asteraceae. Gene Ontology annotation, molecular function: demethylase activity; mRNA binding. Gene Ontology annotation, biological process: mRNA catabolic process. The coding region runs from base 162 to 1004 and encodes 280 amino acids. The transcript is spliced from 6 exons. The record is from RefSeq and is a predicted model, not a curated record.
AUCUCAUAAACCCAAAAGCAUAGAAAUCCUGGUGAAAUAAUUUGAAAACCCACCGCCUCUUUCUGUCCCUUCUCUCCGCAAAAUUCCACACCCACACCCAAAGGCCACAAUCUCCUUAAUAUGCGUAUCCACGUUUCUGUUUUCCUCACCUUAGAACGGCGAUGAUGCUGGAACAGAUCAGUAGAGAUGAAGAUAGUGAGGUUGUGGUAGUCGGCGAAGACGUUGUGGGUAUUUUCUGGUGGUUGAGCAGCGGCAACAACGUCUCUGUUAAGGAUUUGUGUCGAUUAAGGUUCCAUUUGGGCUUCACGUCUCUGUUAAGGCUUUGUGUCGAUUCGAGCUUCGCAGAUUUCGAUAACAAGGAUAAUAGAGAAGGAAGCAUAUGCUGGACUAGUUUGCGUGUGCAAUCAGUAGAAAAAGAGCAAGUUCAAGGUGAGACGUUUAUCAAGUACAACCAACAGUCGAAAGCAAUUAAGAGAGAACUCAUUCAAUUUGGAGCUCCUAUUUUUGGUCAAGUAAAAGAUGAUGCUAUAAUUAAAUCCCAAGAUGGCCAAAUCGAGCCGAUCCCAGCUCCUCUUGAAGAUGUCAUUGACCAUGUGAUUCACUUUCAUCUGAUUUCUGAAAACAAAAGACCAAACAGCUGCGUCAUAAGCUUUUUUGAUGAGGAGUUUUCACAGCCUUUCCUGAAACCACCUCAUCUGGAACAACCAAUCUCCACUCUGCUUCUUUCUGAAUCAACAAUGGCGUUUGGGCGCACUUUAGUAUGCGAUAAUGAUGGAAACUACAAAGGACCACUCAUGCUUUCCCUACACAAAGGAUCACUUUUAGUGAUGAGAGGAAACAACACCGACAUGGCACGCCACGUCACUUGUCAAUCUCCAACUAGAAGAAUCAGUGUCACAUUCUUUAAAGUCCGGAUGGACGACACCGGUGAAAACAAAGUCAUGACAGUCUGGCAACCGAAUGUACCCGCACCAAAUGGAACAGUUAAACUUAGUUAUCAAUGAGCUCGUUAAGGAAAAAGAUGAAGAAAAAGAAAGGUUCAAUGGAAUUAUUGCGGGGUUGUUGGCUGAAAAAGAAAAAGAUAAGGUGGAUAAAGAUGCGUUGCUUGAUAGGAUUUCACAAAUUGAAGAUAUGUUAACAGCUACAGUUCGAAGAUAGGCUAUAAACACUUGUUUUGAAUGUUUAGAUGUUUAUCUUAUUAGGAUAAUUUUAGUUAGUUUAUAUUUUAGUUGGUAUUUUUUAUAUGCUGUUGAAAACAAGAUGUUUUAUAUAAUUUUUGGAUUUUAUUAGACUUUUUUUUAUAUCA